GUGAAGGGGAGGGGAAGUGGAAAUGAAGUUGUGGCAGGAUAUUAGGGAUGGCUUGGGGUACAAGAUGGUGGCAGGACACCACCAGGUCUGACUGCCCUUUGGUGCCCCCAGGGCAGACUGGCGGUGGGGUCCGAUCCUGGCAGCUGGUGACUGGGCCUGCAGGGCCAGGCUGGAGCCUGGGACUGGCCGGGCCCUGCGGGAAAGCGGAGGAUGUGCCCUGCGGCUGGGAGGCUGAGAACGGCGCUGCUGGUCAUGGUGUCGGUGCUGCAGUAUGGGCAGGGCAAGGCCGGGGAGUGCAAGGGCCAUCGGCAUCUCUUACAGCAGCCAGGCCUGGUGUCUGAUGGCAGCGGCAACUACUCUGUCAAUGGCAACUGCGAGUGGCUGAUCCUGGCCCCCGACAGUAGGUUCCACAUAGUGCUGACCUUCACGUCUCUGGCCACCGAGUGCACGUACGACUACCUCUUUGUCUACGAUGGCGAGUCCUACGGCAGCCCCCUCCUGGCCAGCCUCAGUGGGAACACGCUCCCUGAGCCCAUCGAAGCUCGUUCGGGGAAGAUGUUGCUCCACCUCUUCAGUGAUGCCAACUACAACCUUGAGGGCUUCAACGCCAGCUUCAUCUUCACGCUUUGCCCGAUGGGUUGCUCGGGGCACGGGCAGUGCAAGGUCAGUGGCACUUGUGCCUGUCACCCGGGCUGGGGUGGAGCCGACUGCAGCGUCCAGGACUGCACCGAACACUGCGGGCGGCACGGUUACUGCGUCACGGGUCAGCUCUGCCAUUGCCAGCCAGGGUUCAUCGGUCACAGCUGUGACCUGUCCCUGAAUGACAACCAGAGUGCUGGCAGUUGGUACAACAUCAGCAGGUCUGACCCUGAAUUCAUGGGACGCACGGCUGCCGCUGGGACCUUCCUCAACACCACCAACUCCUUCUACAUCUUCGGUGGAUCGGACCUCAAUCAGAUUCUGGGCGACCUGCUUAUGUACAACUUCACAAGCAACCAGUGGCAGCGGAUCGUUCUCGACCCCUCUCCGGCAGCCCGGCACGCUCACAGUGUGGUGGAGUGGCGGGGAGGAAUGGUGGUGUUCGGCGGGCAGCUGCAGAGCGGCUCCCUGGCCAACGACGUCUGGCUGUACGAGCCGGGCCCCGAGCGAUGGAGGCUGCUGCGGCCCCGCAGUGCGCGGGCUCCCCCGGGGCUAGCCGCACACGCAGCCGCUGUGGUGGGGCAGGAGCUGUACGUCUUCGGAGGACGGACUGACGAGGACCGGUUCAGUGCUGCCAUGUUCCGUUUCCACCUGGAGCGUUGGGUCUGGGAGGAGGUGAUCCCCACGGGAGGGAAGAGCCCGGCUGUGGCCGGGCAUUCCAUGGUCUUCCACCCCGCCUCGCGCAUGCUGCUAAUCCACGGAGGCCACCGGAUCUCCCCAAGGUUCAGCUACCGGACGAACACAACACAUGCCUUCCACGUAGACCAGCGCUACUGGAGCACCUUGAAGUCUCGUCCAUCGGCUGCCAGCCCCGGGGAGCGAGCCUUCCACUCCGCCACCCUCAUCGGCAACUACAUGGUGGUGUAUGGUGGAAAUGUUCACAUUCAUUACCAGGAGGAGAAAUGCUACGACGACAGGGUCUACUUCUACCACCUGGGCUGCCACCAGUGGGUGUCCGGCGAGGAGCUUGGGCUGCUCAUCAGCACCGGAGAUGGUUGGGAGAACCGGUCGCUCCGGGGACGUUACGCCCACGUGGCCGCGCUGAUGAACGGGAAUGUCCUGCUGAUGGCGGGGGGCUUCAGCGGGAGGCCCCUCGCUGACCUGGUGGCCUACAAGGUUCCCAUCUUUGUGUCCCAGGUGUUGGUGCAGAAUGUGCACUUGGACUACUGCUCACUGUACGGAGAGGAGACCUCCUGCAGCAAGGACCCUGAAUGUGUGUGGUGUCAUUCGGGCUGUCAGACGUACCAGGCUCACAGUGCGUGCCCCCACGUUGGCUGUCUGGGCUUGGCGAGCCUCCUCUCGAACUGCCAGUCCUGUCUGGUGUUUGGUCAGAGCCGGGCACAGCCCCCACAAGCGCCGGGGGUCUUUGGAUGGUGUGUUCAGACCAGCUCCUGUCUCCCUGUUGCAGACCAGGCCAGGUGCCAGGUGGAGCCGGAGUUGGGGACCCAGGGGUGGUGGGGCGCGGACACCACAUUUGUCAGCUCCGUCGAGCAGUGUCAGAAGUUGAACUUCAUGCCCGGCGUUCACCUGGUGACAUACCUGCAACCCUACAACUGGUCACAGCCCGACAAGGUGGAGCUGCGCAUCAGCCCGUCCUAUGCGCAGAACCCCAGCACAGAGCUGGAAGCGGUGAUGGUGUUGCAAGGCUUCAUCCACCCAUUGUUCGCGGCUCCUGCCCCCUCCGAUAACGUCUUGGUCAAGGUGCAGCUCCAGCGGCUCUAUGUGGUGGCGAAAAUCGGCCGCUCCAGCAACAGCCUGGAGAUGGAGGAGGUGGGACACUGGGCUGGACAGCCAGAGAAGGAGGCCCGUCUGCUGCAGAGGAACAGUGGGGACAGGCUCUUCCCACUGCUCGAACGUGGCAAUAAGUACACCAUCCGACUGGAGGGCUCACUCAACAGCUCCGGCAAUGGCCAGACCAGCGAGAUGACCCUCAUCUGGGAGCGAUCCAAAGCCGUGGGGACCACAGAGAUCUCCUUCCAUUUCCUGGAGCCAUUCCGGUCUGACAGCUGUGACUCCUACCCUUCGUGCCUGGCCUGCCUGUCAGACCAGGGCUGCGGCUGGUGCCCAGCCUCCCACACCUGCCAUCAGCGCACGUCGGGCAUGGACAGUCAGUGCGGGCGUGACUUGCAGCUGGUGCUGGAGCCAGGGGACUGCCCGCUCUGUGGGGAGCACACGGACUGUCACACAUGUUGUGUGGACCCGUACUGCGAGUGGCACUCCAGCAGCAACAGGAAGGGGGACUUCCAAUGUAGCCGCCGGGGUCGAUCCCCCACCGGAAUCCGGACUCCUGCCCUCUGCCCCACACCCUGCCACCUGCGAUCGUCGUGUCAGGACUGCCUGAGCAACUCCAGCCAGUGUGCCUGGUGUCAAUCCACUCGAACCUGCUUCCUCUUUGCCGCCUACCUGGCCAAGUACCCGUCUGGGGAGUGCCGGGACUGGUAUGACAGCAUUCACUCGGUGAAGCAGUGUACGGACUGCUCCCACUUCUCCACCUGCAAAACCUGUCUCCAGAACUUCGAGUGCGGCUGGUGCGGGAAUUCUGACAAUCCCACCGUCGGCAGGUGUCUCCCCGGCGACUUCCGCAGCCUCUCAGUCUUUGCCAACUGCUCGGUGGCCCUGCAGGGUGUUUCAGGCUUGUCGGGGAGUGAGCCGGCAGACUGGUCCUACAGUGUCUGCCCGGAUAUCGACGAGUGCCGUCUCCAUCUGGACAACUGCCACCAGUUUGCCAUCUGUAGCAACACCUUCCAUUCCUUCCAGUGUCACUGCACACAGGGCUACGCCGGCGACGGGAGCUCCUACUGUAACAGGACGUGCUACAAUGAGUGUAGACAUGGCCGGUGUAGCGGGCCCCCUGACUUCGCUUGUAUCUGCGACCUGGGCUGGACUUCCAACAGCUCGUUGGUGAAUCAGACUGGGGUGGAGUGCAACAUCGACUGUGGCUGCAACUUCCACAGCGCCUGCCCCAAGGGCAUUGGCGCCUGCAACCAGUGCCAAGACUGGACGGAGGGUGAGCACUGCGAGUUGUGCCGGGCUGGGAGUUAUGGGAACGCCAGCGGGCCAGAGGGCUGCCGGCAGUGUGCGUGUAACGGGCAUGGGAUCGAUGCCUUGGGGCAGUGUGACAGGGCCACAGGGCACUGUUACUGCACCCACCACACCCAGGGAACCAACUGCCAGAGCUGUGCGCCCGGUUACUACGGAGAUCCACGGGACGGCGGGACCUGUUUCCGUGAGUGUGCUGGCCGCACCCUCCUGAGCAACGUCUCCUCGUCCUCAGCCCUGGGUUCCCUCAGGGGCAGCGGCAUCUCCAGCACCGGCCUCGCCUACUGCCUGUGGGUGCUCACCACCUCAGACUCGCCAGUGUCCUGCUCGGACCUUCAACUGGGCACCUGCCCCAUCAUCAGCCUCACCAUCAGCCCAGACAUUCGAAUCCAGUGUGGGCAAAACUACGUCUACGUUUUCGACGGGAUCCCGAGAUUCCUCACCGACUCCCAGCCGGAGAGUGCCAUCUACUCCGACCCACGGCUGAUCGGCGCCUUCUGCGGCAACGGCUGGGACCAGCCUAUCACGGUGGAGGCCCUCUCAGGAGUUCUGACCAUUUACUUCGAGGCCAACGUGUCCAGGCGGGCUGGUCUGUCCCAGGAGGGUUUAAAUGCCACCUACCACGUCCAUGGCUGCUCACCCCACUGCCCAGUUCACCACGUCUGCCAGGACGGGCGCUGUGUAUGCCAAGACAGUGUUUCCAGUUCAGACUGCCCAUCCCAGCCCUGCCCCAACAACUGCUCUCAUCACCUGCAGGCCGGCGUCUGUGACACAGAUUCGGGUCUUUGUGUGUGUGCGGAGGGAUAUGCCGGGAGAGAUUGCGGAUCUCAGACACACCCGGGAACGAUCAUCUGGGAGACGCUGACAGUGACUGGAGAAGAGGGAUCGGACAGCGGGAUCCCGCAGCCCCGGCUGGGACAUUCGAUGGUAGAGGGUCCCGGCUCCACCCUGUGGAUCUUUGGAGGCCUCUCGAUCAGAGACGGGAUGUUGAACAGCCUGUACAGGUACUCUGUUCCUGAUCGGCGUUGGAGCCGGCAGGUCAGCGAGGGACCCAACGCGAGGUACUUCCACGCAGCUGCCUCCAGCCCGUCCCACGACACCAUGUUUGUGCUGGGGGGCCUGACCCCCUCCGGAGUCACCAACGAGUUCUGGAUCCUCGAUUUGUCGACGCUGCAGUGGAGGCUUCAGAAGUCGGAGCUGAUCCCCCCCGUGGCUGGACACACUCUCACCCAGUGCCGCAACUCGUCGCUGCUACUGCUGGUGGGGGGGUACUCCCCCCAGAACGGCUUCAACAACAGAUUGCUGCAGUACAGCGUAGACACGGGCAGCUGGCGCCUGGAGCAGCACACAGGAACGGCACCCACAGGUCUCUACGGUCACUCCGCUGUAUAUCACGGCCCGACUGACGCCAUCUACGUCUUCGGUGGUUACCGGUUCUACUUGGAGACAGUGUCGGCCUCUGCCGAGCUCUACAGCCUGCACCUCGGCACCCUGACCUGGAGCCUCCUGGCACCUUCCCACAAUUCCAAGCCGCUGCCCCGGUUUUUCCACACGGCCGGCCUGUUCCAGGACUCGAUGGUGGUGGUGGGAGGUCGCUCCAGCCAUCAAGACUUCAGUGCCGACCUCCUCUUCUACCAGGUCAACUGUAACAGCUGGCUCAGCCCCAACACUUCAGGACUGUCGGUGGUGGGGGAACCGAUGAAAGGGUCCAUCGCUCACGCCGCGCUCCCCUUGCGGGACCGGCUGUACGUCCUGGCGGGGUACCAGGGCGUGGCCCUGGGUUCGCUGCUCUCCCUCUCCGUCCCGCGCGAUCCCUGCCUGGUCUUCAGCAGCCCCGCAGCCUGCAACACCAGCGCCAGCUGUGUGUGGUGCCACUCCAUCCACAACGGCAGCUGCCUCUCCACCGACCAGGCCUACAGGUUGGGACUGGAGCCAGGUAGUUCCCACUGUGACCCACUGCCCCGGCACCCGGAGACCUGUCGACACCUCAGGACCUGCAGUGAGUGUCUGGCCCUGCACCCCCGGCUCCUGGGACAGCCACAGCGCCUGAGGUGCAAGUGGUGCACCAACUGCCCUGAAGGGGCCUGCAUCAGCACCAAUGCCAGUUGCAGCAAGGAGAACGAUUGCCGCAUCAACCAGCGCGAGAUCUUCGUGGCCAGCAACUGCUCUGAGAUCUCCUGUGAAGCUUCCGACUGCCACAAGUGCACGUCCUCCGGCAAGUGUAUGUGGACCCGCCAGUUCAAACGCACAGGCGAGACCCGCAGGAUCCUCAGUGUGAGCCCCGCCUACGACUGGACCUGCUUCAGCCACUCGCUCCGCAACGUGUCUCCGAUGCCAGUGGAGUCCUCGCCCCCGGAGCCCUGCCCCACCCCCUGCCACAACCUGACCAACUGCGCCGACUGCCUCAGCUCCUACGGCUCCGAUGGCGGGUGGCAGCAGUGUGUCUGGAGCGUGGCCCUGCAGCAGUGUAUGAGCCCCAGCUUUGCGCCGCUGCGCUGUGCGGCAGGGAUGUGCGGCCGGACCCUGCGGGGGUCGAAGGCGAGCUGCAACCUGUCGUGCGCCAGCUACCAGCAGUGCUCUCACUGCAUCCGGCACUCCCACUGUGGCUGGUGCUCCACCCGUGGCCUCAACGGCAUCGGACGCUGCAUGCAGGGUGGCCUUCAUGGACCCUGGGACGGCGGGGCCCAGGGCUGCGGGGAAGUCGACGGCACAUGGGCCUUCAUGUCCUGCCCUGCGGAGAACGAGUGUCUCAACGGGCACCAUGACUGCGACGAGACGCAGAACUGCACUGACCGGCCCCAGGGCUUCGAGUGUGUGUGUCGUUCCGGCUACAUGCAUGACAGCACGCUGGAGAUGUGCCGUCCGGUCUGUGAGCAGGGCUGUGUGAACGGGACCUGUGUGGAACCCAACAACUGUCGGUGUCACUUUGGCUACGUGGGCCGCAACUGUUCUGUGGGGUGUUACUGCAACCAGCACAGCGAGUGUGAGAGCGUCACUGCCCGCGACCGCUGCCUGCACUGUGUUAACAACACCAAGGGGGAUCACUGCGAGAAGUGCCAACCGCUGUUCGUGGGCUUGGCGGUGGAUGGCGGGACGUGCAGACCCUGUAGCGUCUUCUGCAACAACAACAGCGACGUCUGCGUCACCAAAGAGCAGUACAACCUGUGGCUGCAGGAGCCCCAAGGACACCCGCUGGACCCAGCCCAGAUUGGGAGCUGGGUGAGCGAGGGCCCGACAGAGGAGAAUGCCGUGUGCGUCCGGUGCCAGAACAACAGCUCAGGGGAGCGCUGCCACUCCUGCCUCGAGGGUUACUUCUUGCUUGACAACAAGUGCACCAAGUGCCAGUGUAAUGGGCACUGGGACCGGUGCAGAAUCUCUGAUGGUACAGAGUGCCUGUGUCAGAACAACACGGAGACCAGCUGCCCCACCGCUCAGGCCGAGAGGAAGGACUGCUACAAAUACCAGUGCGCCCGCUGCAAGGAGAACUUCCUGGGAAACCCGACGCAGGGCCGCCAGUGCUACCGACAGAUCACGGUGGAGCAGGAGUACUGCUUUGACCCCACCUCGCAGAGCAACUGCUACCACGAGCCCCACGUCCGCAACCUGCCGGCCGGCCGCACCGUCUUCUUCGCUGUGCAACCCAAGUUCACCAACGUGGACAUCCGCAUCACGGUGGACGUCACCUUCGGCGCCGUCGACGUCCACCUCUCCAACUCGCACUCUUCCUUCGCCGUGGCCAUUGACCCGCUCACGGGCCAGCACCUGGUGAGGCUGGGCCGAGCGGAGGGCGAGGUCGAGGGGGGCGCGCAGAACGCCAGCCUGCCGCUUCCGGCGGCCCCACAGCUGAGGGAGGAGCGGGCCGAGGGCCUGACCACCUACGUGACGGUACAGAGCCCGCAGACGGUGCUGGUGGUGCGUGGGGUGAGCCAGCGACUAGUGGUCACCUACCCGUACCGCCUGCACGCCCUCAAGACCCAGCGGUUCUUCCUUGCGCUGCUGGGAGCGGGCCCCGGCGAGGCGCAGGGCCUGCUUUUCUUCCGCCAGGACCAGGCCCACAUCGACCUCUUCGUCUUCUUCAGCGUCUUCUUCUCCUGCUUCUUCCUCUUCCUCUCGGCGUGCGUGCUGCUCUGGAAGGCCAAGCAGGCGGUGGACGCCCGGCGGGAGCGCCGUCGGCACCUGCAGGAGAUGGACAAGAUGGCCAGCCGCCCCUUCGCCCGCCUCACCGUUUGCCUGGAGCCCGAGGCCCGGACCCCCUUCCCUCCUCCUGCCCCGCCCCUUCCCGCCCUCCUCCUGCCCCUGCGGCCCCGGCAAAGCCGCCGCACUGGGGAGCUGCUGCCCCCCUUCCUCCCUCCACCCCAGCCGCCGGUCGCCCCCCCUCCUCACCUGCCCCUCCCGCCCACCAUCGCCAGCGGCAGCUUCCGGGUGGGGCCGGUCACGCUGGAGCCCACCGAGGACGGCCUGGCGGCCGUGGCCACCCUGCUGUUCCAGCUGCCAGGCGGGCCCCUCUCCCCAAACCGCGCCUGCCUGGGUUCUGCCCUGGUCAGCCUGCGCCACGGCCUGCAGGAGUACUGCUCGGCCGCGCCCCUGGCCGGGCCCUGCCGCAAGGGAGGUGUGCUCAGCCACGACAACCUCACCAGCAUGUCCACCUAGGCGUGGGCUGUCCCUCCCAAGCCCGGUCAGCGAGUGGGGAUCUGAGGGGGGUGAGGCUCUCUUCCAGCCCUCGGUCAGGGUGGGCUGGGAGGCUUUUUACAUUCUCGAUACAGCCCUCACCCCCACCCCAUUCCCAGUCCCUUGUGGGAUGCUCGGAGACGUCUGCCUCCUCUGUCUAGCCUCACGCAGACUGCUCCAUCCUCCGUCUGGUGUCGCAGAAAUGUCUGACUCCUCCCUCUCUCAGACUGUCAUGGCGACGUCUGACUUCCUGGCCAUUUGGUCUCCCGCAGAUGUCUGCCUCCCGGUUUAUCACUUCUCCCAAAAGCGGCUGUCUAUUUUCCCAGAAACGUCUGCCUCCUUAGCUGUCCUGUUUCUGGCAGAUAGGUGUUUCCUCAGACGUCCAGUUUGGGCCCCUUUGUCUGUCCCGACUCCAGAGGUGGGUGGCACUGGUGCAGUGAUCAGGUACUCCAGCAGGCACUGGGUAAUCCGUCCUCCCCCCACCAACAGAACUCAGAGCCCAGUGCCACGCUGUGUAAGUGUCAGUGGGUGUUGGGGCCCAUGGCACCCUCUCCUCGUACCACCAUCACCCCGCUGCACUGUAGCAGGUGAACAGGCAGCUAGAGGGAGUGGUCCUGGCUGUUGGGAGGUCCCGGUCCCAGGAGAUUGCAGCAGGUCCUGGAUCCACAUCCCAGAUCUGACUCCCAACACCUAACCGCUAGCAAACGUCCCUGUGGGGAACACCGUUGACAAUCUGCCUCCUCCCAGGCCUCUCCACCAUCUGUCGUCAAGGCAGAACAAGCUGUCCGCCUACCCAAACACAACCUGUUCACGGAGCCAGGUGAGACCGAUGUCACCUCCGGCACUCGCCAGCUCCACUCUGCCCUGUCCUGCAGAGGCACAGAAUGAUCUUGAAUGGUAGUAGGCCUGUGGCCCAUCGACCUGCAACCCCUGCUGAGCAACCAUUGGACAUGGAAGCACAUCACCUGAAGGGUUGUGGCGCUUCCAGCGUAUGGGUCAUCUCUUUUCCCUCCAGGACCUGGGCGAUCCCCACACAACAGAAAACAGAGCCUCGGCCCAUCUCGGGGGAUUUGGCAAGCCAAGGAUUGGAAUAGCACACCUGUGCUCUCUGGUUGGGACCUCAGUGUGUGGCAGGAGACGGUUGAAACUUCUCCUCUUUGCCAGUUUGGGUGGUGGCCUGCCAGUGGGAAAGAGGGGCUGAGGGACAGGCUUUUCGAAGCCGAGGGUGGUGGGUAUGUGGAACGAGUUGCCAGAAAAGUCAGGGUACAAUGACAACAUCCAGAGGUAUUUGACUAGGUGCACAGAUGGGCAAGUGGAGGGAUACAGGCCUGCUGUGGGCAGAUUGAAUUAGAGAACCCUUCUGGUCAGCAUGGACGAGCUGGGCUGAAAGGAUGUGUUUUUAGGCUUGUGAGGCUUGCAUACUAUCCCUAAGUCCAUUGAAUAUGUGAUAGUGCAUCCCCAAAAUCCCUCUGUCCCUGAGGGUCCUGCCCAUUGAGAGUGUACUCUACCCUCACAUUUGUCUGGGUUAAAUUCCAUCCACCAUCUCCGCCACUUCUGUAUUUACGCUACUGUAUCCUUUGACAGGUUUCCUCACUUUGUGUCACCUACACAUACUCAUCAGCCCCCUACAUUUUUCUCUGAAUAUCCUGUGGAUUCUGGUUAAUUGGGAAACAUCGGGACCCGUACACGUUGCCUCAAAUACUCAGCUGCCCCAAUUAGACACUUUAAUGGAAAUAGUCAUAAAGGUUUAAAAAAAGGCAACCUCCUGUUUUAACUGAGUAACAAAUUAUUUAUUUAAUUGAAACACGGAACAAGUUAGAACACUGGCAAGAGUACUCAGUACUAUAAAACUAUUAGUUCCUAAUAGUUAUCGACGGAGGAUUCAUCCAGAGCACAAUGCUGUCUUCUUUCGCUGACUGCACAUGAACAAAAUCCAGCUGACAGCUAGGGUAAUUUUUUUCAAUUAGUAACAAAUUGGCAAAUUUUUUGGUGGCUUCUUGACAAGGGUUUGAAAUGUUUUAAGUCAGAUUUAAAAAAAAACACAGAUGAUCAAAUAUUGCUUUCGAUGACCUAAAGGGAUAGCAACACAAGAACAGACUAUUGCCGCUAUUUGGAGAGUUUGCUCUAUGCCUGAUGUCAUGUCUGAUGGCCAUGCUUGUGUACACGACUGACGCUGUUUCGGAACUGUUCGGCAACAGACUCCUGCCCCAGUUAAAUGGCAUAGUGUCGCAAAUAAACAUAGUCCUGGCUAUUUUCUCGAUUAGAUUUUGUUCUUUAAGAGUUGCCCCAAAUAAGCAGCUGCCUGAGUAACCGAUGGUCCAAUUAACCGGAAUCCACAAUGUAUUUGUAUGUAUGUAUAUAUAAGUGUGGGUGUGUGUGUGUGAAUGUAUGUAUAUAUGCAUGUGUGUGUAUAUAUUAUGUAUAAAUGUACAUUUUUUUAUUCUCACCCCUUAUGGAUGGUGUGUAUGUGUAUUUUUCCCUCAAUCUUGGGUCCUCUACCAUAAGACAUAGGUGCAGACAAAGGUCCAUUCAGCCCAUUCCAUCAUGGUGAUCUCAGAUCUCACUCAACCCCUUCUCGCCAUGUCCUCUGAUGCUCUGACAGAUCAGGAACCUAUCAACUUCCACUUUAAAUAUACUUGGCCUCUACCGCAGUCUGUGGCAGAGCAUUCCAUAGAUUCACUACUCUAUGGCUAAGAAAGUUCCUCUUUACCUCUGUUCUAAAAGGUUGCCUCUCAAUUUUGAGGCUGUGCCCUCUAGUUCUGGAUAUCCCCAUCAUAGGAAACAUCCUCUCCACAAUCACCUUAUCUGGUCCUUUCAACAUUCAGAAGGUUUCAAUGAGAUUCUCCCCCGCCCCCCCCCCCCCCCCACAACUGCAUUCUUCUAAAUUCCAGUGAGUACAGGCCCAAAGCUGCCAAGUUCUCCUCAUAUGUUAACCUCUUCAUUCCUGGAACCCUCUCUAAUGACAAGACAUCUUUUCUGAGAUAUGGGGCCCAGAACUGUUGACAGUACUCCCAAGUGUGGCCUGGCUAGUGUCUGAAAAAGCCUCAGCAUUAUCUGUCUGCUUUUAUAUUCUAUUCCCCUUGAAAUAAAUGCCAACAUUGCAUUUGCUUUCUUUACAGCAUACUCGAUCUGUAAAUUAAUCUUCUGGGAGUCUUGCACGAGGUCUGCUAAGUCCCUCUGCACUUCUGAUGUUGGAAACCUCUCCAUUUUCGAUAAUGAAGAUAUUUAGAUAAUACCAAAGGCCUGGGAACUUGAGGGCUUGAUGCAGUUUCCUUGCUGUUCCUAGUAGUGUGCUCUUCUAGACCGAGAUCUCAGAUGUUGUUCUUGGGACUUGUUGGCAUCACUGUCCUAGACCAGAUGACACAGCUCCAAGUGCUCCUAUCACCUCUGGGAUUACUCUGGCUUUAACCUUCCACAUCCACAUCCUUUCUAUCUGCUGUUUCAAGCCCUAGUGUUUCUCCAGCUUCUCGUAUGCUUUCUUCCUGUCAUUUGGGAUUGCCACAUCUACUAUUGCUUUCUUCUGUUCCAUGUCGGGUAUUGCUAUGUCUGGUUGGUUUGGCAGUACCUGCUUAUCAGUGUGUGUUUGGAAAUCCCACGGGAUCUUAGUAUUUGUAGCUGUCCUGUGUUUCUGGUAUGUGGCCUUCAGGUGACUCAACUCUUUCAGUAUGAGUGUCACUACCAUCAGGUCCAAAAGACAUCCUGAUGAUUCUGCUGUAGACCUUGUCAGGUGGAUUAGUGACUCAGUGUCUCUUUCAUUUCUGGCAUGCAGCUUGAUGUCAUCCAUGUACAGGAGGAGGCUGAUGGUCUCUCCACUCUUGAACCUAUUCUCCUAUCCACUCUUUGAGGUGAACUGGCUGAGGGGUUUCAAGGCUAUGCAGAACCACAGUGGGGACAGUGCAUCACCCUGGUCUAUUCCACAUUUGAUGGUCACUUGUGCUAUUUGCUUUCUGGCAUUAACCAUGGUCCACUGAGUUCUUGAUGAAGGUCCUUGGUGUCCUGUUGACCUUGUACAGAGACAGGCCUUCCAGAAUCCAUGUGUGGGGCAUUGAGUAGUAUGCUUUCUGGUAGUUGAUCCAGGCUGUGUUUAGGUUGGUUCGCCUGGUCUUGCAGUCUCACCUGACUGUUUUGUCCACCAGUAGUUGGUGCUUGGAGCCUCUGGUUCCAUUACCAAUCCCCCCCCCGAGCAGGGUUGAGGAAUUUACACAUGUCCUUUCAUCUUGGUGGCUGUGAUGUCCAAUGGGAGCUUUCUUUUUGAAGACAGGCCAGUAGUUUGGUGGUGUUGCUCCUUUGUGAGCAUUGUCCUUCCAUGAGUUAGCCAGUCCGGAUGGGAGCCUGCUUCAAGCAUCUGGUUCAUUUGAGGUGCUAGCAGUGAACGUGAAGCUGUUAGUUUCUUCAGCCAGUAGGCGUGGAUCGUGUCGGGCUCCGGUGAUGUCCACUUGCUCCCUGUUGCUGGACUCCUACUGCUGUGAUGGUGAGCGGUUCUUCCUCUGGGAGAUUGUAGAGGUUUGCUCGUGGGUCUUUCAGCCACUGGGGCUGGUGUUCUGUGACACUUCUUUCUCCCACGUGCUUUUCCAGUGCUGCUCAGGUGCUGUUCUGUUUGGUUCAGGUACUGGCAUAUUGUUGGUCUGGAUCUGUGCAAAUACUUUUCCUGUUUCUUUGGAGAAGGGUGCUUUUAUUUGCUGGCCUUAAUGUACCUGUGUAGUCUGGUAGCCAGAGCUGUUAACCGUUACUGGGCAGUUUUCAAGGCUUUGGCUGUGGGCGUUCCUCUGUACUUCCUUAGUAACCGCGAUGAGUCUUUUUGCAGCUCAGUUAGUUUGCUGACCUCUGCCUUGUGGUUUUCAUCUUGGCUUCAAAUUGUCUCCGGCUUGGGUUGUAAGAGUACUCUCCACUUGAUUUCAUUUUGUAGCCCAGCAUUUCUAGAAUUUCUGCUACCAACGCAUAUAUCAGGUUAUUGACAAUAGAUGAUAGAUUAAAACUUGUCAUAUUAUAGUCACCACCUCUUAAUGGCUCCUUUACCUUGAGUUCCCUUAUCAAAUCCGGUUCAUUACACAACACUAGACCCAGAAUUGCCUUCACCCUGGUAGGCUCCAGUACAAGCUGCUCUAAGAAUCCAUCUCAUGGCACUCCACAAACACCCUUUCUUGGGGGUCUGGUACCAACCUGAUUUUCCCAGUCUACCUACAUGUUGAAAUCCCCCAUGACAACCAUAGUAUUACCUUUGCAACAUGCUAAUUUUAGCUCUUGAUUCAACUUGCACCCUAUAUCCAGGCUACUAUUUGGGGGCCUGUAGAUAACUCCCAUUAGGGUCUUUUUGCCCUUACAAUUUCUCAGUUCUAACCUUACUGACUCUACAUCUCCUGAUUCUAUGUCACCCCUCGCAAGGGACUGAAUUUCAUUCCUCACUGACAGCCACCCCACGCCCUCUGCCCACCUGUCUGUUCUUUCGAUAGGACGUAUACCCUUGAAUAUUCAUUUCCCAGCCCUGGUCCUCUUGCAGCCACGUCUCUGUUAAUCCUACAACGUCAUCCUUGCCAAUUUCCAACUGAGCCUCAAGUCCAUCCACUUUAUUUCUCAGUUAAGUUGGAGGUUGCAGUUGUGAGUGGCUGUUUCUAGCAUGCUGCUGGAUGGAAUUUUAUCAUUAAGUCUGGAGAGCCUAGUUCGUUGAGUGAUGGUCACUAGUUUAACUAUGACCUUUUCUCUGAUUGCUGCAGCCAGCGUCAAUGUGAGUUUCGAACUUGCAUUUCCCUUGUGCAAGGUGAUGCAACAUCUGUGAGCUGUGGAGGUGGGUUCUGAGGUGAUGCUGGUUGUAUGUUUUCUAAUUCCAGAUGUGGUAGCAAUCCACUGCUGACAGUGUUUGAUCGCUGGGUAACCAGAUGUUUUUCUGUGAAUGCAGACGAUAGUCUUUAUUGUUGUCAGAGUUCCCUGUAUGUAUCCUCUUUCAGCCAAAUUAUCACCAGCCCAUUGGCACGGGCCUUGUUAAUCCAGGUGACGUCCAAUUGAUUCUUCCACAGAGCCUGGAUGGUUCUCAGUCUUGACCAACAGGGAUGUAUAUAACAAUACUGUGCAAAAGUCUUAGGCACAUGUAUAUAGCUAGGAUGCCCAAGACCUUUGCACCGUACUGUAUUUGUCAACAUGGAGCAGUCAGCGAGUUAGUAAAUCUAGUGGGAAGUAUAUAUUACGCACAUGCAAAAUGCUGGAAGAACGCAGCAGGUCAGGCAGCAUCAUGGAAAUGAGCAGCCCACAUUUCUGGCCAAGACCCUUUCAGGACUGGGCCUCCUCCCUAAUGAGAAGGAGGCAUGUCCAGGAUGGUGAGUGUCCUUAAUGAUGGGCAUCUUCUUGAGGGGCUGCCUUUUGAAGAUGUCUUCACCCACUACCAUCUCUUCGAUGAUCAAGCGACUUUUGAAUCCAAUCCAGCAAGUCUCUGUAGAUCCUACGUGCUUUAAUUUUUAGUAUCAGCUUACCAGGAGGAACCUUGUCCAAAGCUUUAUUGAAGUCCAUGUAGGCAACGUUCACUGACCUACCCUCAUCAUCUCUUCAAACGAAAAAACUCAAUCAAGGUUGUAAGACUUGACUUCCCCCACAUAGCCAUUGCUUCUCCUCAGAACCUCCAGUAAAUUCCCUACCACUGACAAAAUGUUUGCCACCCUGUAAUUUUCUGUGUUAUCUCUGUAGCCCCUCACUGCCUUCCUUACCUCUGGGAGCUCACCUGUGGCUGGAGAGAACAUAAAAUCUCUGUCAAAGCUGCAGUGAUCUCCUCUCUUGCUUCUUUCAAUAACCUGGGAUAGAUCCCAUCUGCCCUGGAACAGCAGCAUACCCCUCCCUGAUCUCCAUGUCCUUUGUGAACACCAGUGUGGAGUAUCCUUCUGUGUCCUCCAGGCACAAAUGCCUCCUUUCAUCUUGAAUGGUCCUACCCUCUCAUUACCCACUCGAUUUUAAAGUAAGUAUAAAAUGCUUUGGGUUUCUCUUUAAUUCUACAAGAACAUUUCAUAGCCCCCCUUUAGUACUCCCAGUUCCCUAUUUAAGUUCUCCCCAGCUUCUUUUAUAUUCCUCAAACCUCCUGUUUAAUUUCUUGUAUACACUUUCUCUAAUUUCUGUAUCCAGGUUUCCUCACUCUUUGCAUUGAAAUAAAUGCAUCAGACCUUUCAACUGACUCUGACUGCCCUCACAACCUUACCAGGCCUAAUGCUGGCCCUCAACCCCUCCACUUGCUGACACACAGGUCACGUUCCCACCCCCUUGCCAGGCAGCUGCAGCAAGCAUGUUGGUCAUCCUUUAUGUACAGGUCCUGCCCGCUCUGGAAGAGAACCCAGUGCUCCUUGUAGGUGAAGUCCUCCCUCCUGCAUCAACUUCUCGGCUACAUAUUUAACCCCCCCCCCCCCCCAGCCUCCCUCCCCACUGCCACUUGCUGCAAACCAAGGUCUGGGAGAGACCCCGGCAGAGCCACAUUUGGCAGUCUGAACACCACGUCUUCUGUACGGCAUCUGUUAUUUUUUCCUGCAGUUUCCUCGUUAAGCAUGGAGUUCCCCUUCACCUGUUGCCCCAAGAGUUUCGCCUUUGCUCAGUGUACAACCCAGCUUGCUCGCCACCGUGGUUGCUUGUUGAUCUCAUAGCUGAGCAGAACAGAGAAGCGAAAGCAGAGAGUGUAUGUCUCCUGUUAGCCAUGUCAACAUUGUCAGGUGUAACUGUACUGGUCCUGAGCCAAAGUCACACAGAAUAGAAGCAAGCCCUUCAGCCCAACAUGUCCAUACUGACCAAGUUAUUCACUGUACUACUUACAUUUGCCCGAGUUUGGCCCAGUAUCCCUCUGAACCUUUCCUAUCCAUGUACCCAUUUGUCAACAUUCUUUUAAAUGAAAUUACUAUGCCUUCCUCUGGCAGCCUGCUCCAUAUGUUAUCCUUUGUGUGGAAAAUGGUGUCCUUCGGGUCACUUUAAAAAUCUUUAACCAAUGUCCUGCCUUCCUCCCCUUUUCAGAUCCCUGUACCCUGGGGAAAAUAUUGUGACUGUUCACCUUGAUGGUGCCCUCAUGGUUUGAUAAACCUUUAUAAGGUCACCCCUACGCUGACCCAGCCUCUCCAGCUUCUCAUACCCAAAGGCCUCAAAGAAUCUCAAAUCAUUGCUGCCCUUUCCAGUGACCAGAACUGCACGCAGUCCUCCAAAUGUUGCCUUCCCUACGGUCUUGUACUUCCCAACCCCUGUAAUCCUCGUCAGUAUCUUGAACUUGCACCACUACCUCCCUAUGAUGAGGCACAUUGCUCAUUACUGUUAACGACACUAAGAAUUCCAUGAGAUCCCCCUGAUGUGCAGUGCAAUGCUGCUGUCUGACAACAGGUACAACGACACUUGAUCCCGGAAUGGAACGCUCUCUGUCGAUAUCUGAGGAUUCUGUUGGCUGUAUACCACAGCACCACAAUCUGCCCACACUGUUGAACAAAGGGAACUCAAGCUCUUGAGCCAUGACGGUGUCGUCCUGGGAAACUCCUGCCUCAACUCUUGCCAACUGCAGUAGCUUUAACUGCUCGAUUUGAUAUCAGGUGGAUAUAUUCAGUGGGUCAGGCAGUGUCUGUGGAGGGAGAACCUUUUAUCACAAGGGCAGGUCCUACGUGGCUGCAGGUCCCAAACAGCAAGAGUCUUGUCCUGCACCCUGUUCACCAAGUGAGAAUAUUUCAGGAACUAGUAUCUGAAUGUUACCACCCACAUCGUUUAGUGUGGCUGAUCAGUAUUAUAUGUUCCCCUCUUCUUGGACUGUUUCCCUGAUAAUCUGCCUUCAGUUCACCUGAGUGACGCUGGAAGGCAUUUCGAGUGACAUUCGUGGAAACCAUCUGGGAAUGACUGACAACAGGAAUCUCAGUCCCUGUAUAAAGGAACCAGUACAAACAGGGAAUGCAACAAGCAGCUGUGUAGAGAGGAGUGGGUGAAGAUCCAGCUGGCCUGCAAGCAUUUCCAGCAUUUUGUUUUCCAGUAUGUGCUGAUUUUUUUCUCCUUUUUUAGUUGAAUAAACUAUUUAAUUGGUAAACCCA
This is a messenger RNA of Hypanus sabinus (Atlantic stingray), 17423 nucleotides long. RefSeq names its product multiple EGF-like-domains 8 (gene megf8). Lineage: Eukaryota; Metazoa; Chordata; Chondrichthyes; Myliobatiformes; Dasyatidae. The record is from RefSeq and is a predicted model, not a curated record. Bases 211 to 8388 code for a protein of 2725 amino acids. The transcript is spliced from 42 exons. Gene Ontology annotation, molecular function: protein binding; calcium ion binding.